Lipotes vexillifer (Yangtze River dolphin) is the source of this 1077-nucleotide messenger RNA. RefSeq names its product uroplakin 3A (gene UPK3A). Bases 33 to 896 code for a protein of 287 amino acids. The transcript is spliced from 6 exons. Gene Ontology annotation, biological process: water transport; urea transport. The record is from RefSeq and is a predicted model, not a curated record. Gene Ontology annotation, cellular component: plasma membrane. NCBI's taxonomy places the organism in Eukaryota, Metazoa, Chordata, Mammalia, Artiodactyla, Lipotidae.
ACCGCCCGCCCUGUCGCAGCUUCUCUCGGGCUAUGCCUCCGCUCUGGGUCCUGCUGGCCCUCGGCUGCCUGCGACUUGGCUCAGGUGUGAACCUCCAGCCCCAGCUGGCUAGUGUGACCUUUGCCACCAGCAACCCCACACUCACCACCGUGGCCUUGGAAAAGCCUCUCUGCACGUUUGACAGCCCGGCGGCCCUCCAUGGCACCUACGAGGUGUACCUCUAUGUCCUGGUCGACUCAGCCAGCUUCAGGAACGCCUCUGUGCAGGACAGCACCAAGGCCCCACUCAGCUCGACAUUCCAGCAAACAGAGGGAGGGAGGACAGGCCCCUACAAGGCGGCGGCCUUUGACCUGACCCCCUGCAGCGACCUGCCCAGCUUGGAUGCUGUCAGGGAUGUGUCCCGGGCCUCGGAGAUCCUGAACGCAUACCUGGUCAGGGUGGGCACCAAUGGGACCUGCCUGUCUGACCCCAACUUCUGGGGCCUCUGCAACCCACCCCUGUCAGCAGCCACGGAAUACAGAUUCAAGUACGUCCUGGUCAAUAUGUCCACAGGCUUGGUACAGGACCAGACCCUGUGGUCGGACCCCAUCCGCACCAACCGACUCGCUCCGUACUCGGCGAUCGACACGUGGCCGGGCCGGCGGAGCGGGGGCAUGAUUGUCAUCGCGUCCAUCCUGGGCUCCCUGCCCUUCUUCUUGCUUAUUGGCUUUGCUGGCGCCAUUGUCCUCAGCCUCGUGGACGUGGGCAGUGCUGACGGGGAAACAGCCCACGACUCCCAGAUCACGCAGGAGGCCGUCCCCAAGUCCCUGGGGACCUCGGAGCCCUCGCACACGUCUGUGAACCGGGGGCCGCCCCUGGACAGGGUCGAGGUGUAUGCCAGCAAGCUCCAGGACUGAGGCCGGAUGCCGCUUCUGGGCGGCCACAGUCUCCCCGACGGGCUUGCUCAGGGGUCUGCGGGGGGCCAUGUUCACACCCUGACCCCAACCAAGGUGAACACAGGGCCUGUUGGUCCAACUGCAGGAAAGCACUUAAUCAAAUCUUCUCAAGAUUUUGAGUUCAAUAAAGACUUACAGAAUG